GGAAAGGAUCUCGAGUCUUCGGUACGCGCAUAGUGUUGAACUGACUAACCGUUACCGUUACACCGGUUUGCUGUGGAGUUUGUCGAAUUUGUGGCUCCCCUAAAAAAAAUUUCAUCAGCGAGAACGGUGACAUCGGAACAACUGGUGCUCGACUAACAGCGGCUAGCGAGGCUAACUGUGAAACACGGCUGUGUGUGUAUUUUUGAGGUUAAACGUUAAUUCAGUAAACCGGUGCUACCACCAUCGUCUGUUGAGGAAGCCUCGGCGGGACCUCCUGAAUAACACGGAUUUCCCACUGCAUCUGCUCUCAGCAAGAUUUGUGCAAGCACUGUCAUCUCCUGUGAACAUCUAAAAACAACAAAAAGCAAUAACGUCCAGUGGUGGUGACAAAUCAUGGGUAGCUGGAAUUCAUGAAACUGCCAAAAUGUCUUCAAUCCUAGGACUACCUACAAAAUACUCAGAUGUAACAGUCUUCAUAAGCAGAGUCCAUUUGCAUCCCUUUUGUGUGCUUGUGGAGUUCUGGGGGAAAUUUAGCGAGGAGAGGACGGCAGAUUAUGAGUGCCUUGCCAAAGAGAUUCAAUCUCCUGGAAACACAUUUCGAAUAUUUGAAGGAAAUCCUGGUGACCAGUGCUUGGCUCAAGUAGACGGUACUUGGUACAGGUCCCGCAUAGUCUCAAGAAAUGGCUCGAAAUACAGUGUGUUCCUCUUUGACAAAGGGAGAACAUAUACCACUACCACAAGUCAGCUGGCAUGGGGCAAGAAGAACCACUUCCACCUGCCACCCGAAGUGGAAUUUUGUGUCCUAGCCAAUGUGUUACCACUCUCACCUGAGAAGAGAUGGUCUCCAGUGGCCCUUGCAUUUCUAAAAUCUCUCUCUGGGAAGUCUGUGAAGGCACAUGUGCAAGAUGUACUUGUGGUGCACGGAACAUUUCUCCUACACAUCCCUUGCAUAUCAAAACAAAUGUGUGAGAUGGGAAUUUCCAGGAAGCUGUCUCCAGAUGUGUUCCUGGACUUUGUCCUUAUGUCACUGCAGUCCCAUGGGAGAGUGGAGGUGUGUCCAGAGACACAGAUCUCCAUGGGAGCGGGUGAGCGACUGAAUAAGAAAGAGCUCUUCAUGUACCCAGAGCUGUCAGCAGGAACUGUGGAGACCGUCAUAGUCACAGAAGUGACAAAUCCCCAGCGGAUGUUUUGCCAGUUGAAGGUCUUCUCACAAGAGCUGAAGAAACUCUCGGGGCAAAUCACACAGUGCUGUGAGGGCAGAACAACCAAUUGCAUUUUAAGUCCAGAAAUGAUUGGUUUUCCGUGCGCUGCAAGAGGAAGUGACGGCACGUGGUACCGCUCUGUUCUACAACAGGUAUGCUCAAACAAAGUGGUGGAAGUGUUAAACGUAGACUAUGGAACAAAACAGUUUGUUCAAAUGGAGAAUGUAAGACCACUGGCUGCAGAGUUCUUCAGGAUGCCCGUUGUGACUUACAACUGUUCCCUCCAUGGAGUCACUGACCAAGGGGUUGGAUGGACAACCAGCCAGAUUGACUAUCUCAGGACACUUCUUCUGUACAAGACAGUGAUUGCCAAAUUCGAGUACCAAAGCAUCUCUGAGGGUGUUCACUAUGUCACGCUCCAUGGGGAUGAAAACGCAAACAUUAACAAAUUGUUUGGUUCCAAGGAGAGCUGUUUUCUGAAGAGUGAAAAGACACUUGGAGAUUAUGCCAUCCGCAGCACUGCAUCCAGCCGCAAGCAUCCAGCUCAACAAGAACAUCUGUCUUUCAUUUCUUUAACUCCUGGACAGGCUUUAGAGGAAAAAGAAAGGAAAGGAAUAGUGAAGUUGCCAGCUGAAGACCUCUCACUGAGCUCUGGCCAUGCUGAAAGGGCUGAGACACAGCGACGACUCAAAACUAAGAUGACUACGCAACCUGCUAUUCUGCCACAACUCCCAGAUGCCAGGCUCUCGCAUGUAUACAGCAACAAAGAAAUGUCUUUCCAGACGCCCCUAGACACAGUUGGCCCUGCCGGUAAUGAAAAACAAAUUCCUACAUUCAAGGAGCACAUGUUUGCAAUUGGAAGUGUCAUUGAUGUCAGUGUGUCCUACAUCAAAAGCCCAAAUGACUUCUGGUGCCAACAAGUACAAAAUGCAGGGCACUUGAAAGUGCUCAUGCAUGACCUACAGGCUCAUUAUGCUGGCAGUGAGUUCCAACCCAAUGUGGAAAUGACUUGUAUCGCUCGCCACCCUGAUAACAGAAUGUGGUACAGGGCCCUUGUAAUUCACAAACAUGAAACGCCUAAUGUGGAUGUAUUAUUUGUUGACUAUGGCCAGACAGAAACAGUCUCCGUCUCUGACCUGAGGAGGAUCAGCCCACAAUUUCUUGCUCUGCAAGGCCAAGCUUUUCGAUGCAGUCUGCUAAACCCUGUUGACCCCACCUCUGCCAUAAAUGAGUGGAAUGAAAAAGCGACAGCAAAGUUCCACAGCUUUGUGGAAACUGAGGCCUCCAACUUUGGGAUUUUGAAGUGCACCAUAUAUGCUGUCAUGUACAGUGAGCAGAAGAUUGUUUACAACAUUGUGGAUCUAGAAACUCCCUUUGAGAGCAUCUGCACGAGUAUGGUCAAUCUGGUCAAAAGUGCACCUCCCAAGAAAGCUGCUGGGCCAUCUUUCCGUCUGGACACAUACUACUACUCAACACACAAUGUCAAAACUGGAACAGAGGAACAGGUCACAGUGACAUGUGUGAACAAUGUCCAUGAGUUCUACUGCCACCUCGAGAGAAACACUGAUGAGAUAAAAGAUCUUGAGAUGAAAGUGAGAAAUAUUUGUCAUCAGCUUGAGAAUGUAAAGCUCCCAACUGUCUUUGGAACUUUGUGCUUUGCAAAAUACACCGAUGGGCACUGGUACAGGGGACAGAUCAGGGCCACAAAGCCAGCGAUUCUGGUUAACUUUGUGGAUUAUGGUGACACUAUUGAGGUGGAAAAGUCUGACUUGCUUCCAGUUCCCAGAGAGGCUAAUGACAUCAUGUCUGUGCCUGUGCAAGCAGUUGUGUGUAGUCUCUCUGAUGUCCCUGCCAAUGUUCCCACUGAGAUGAACUGCUGGUUUGAGACAAGUGCAACAGAAUGUAAAUUUCGAGCACUAGUAGUGGCCCGAGAAGCUGAUGGGAAACUGCAGGUUGAGCUGUAUCACGGAAACACACAGGUCAAUUCGAAGAUCAAGAAGAAGUUUCAGACUGAGAAGCACACAGAGAAUGUUGUCAACCAGAGUCGGAGAGCGCUCGAGGCUUCAGCAAGUUGUUCACAAAAGACUACAAAAGUUGUCACAAAACAAGCUGCAGAAAUGGAAGAUCGCACUCAAACCAUCAAUAAAAAUGCCUCCACCCCAAAACCAGCAGGUCAAAAGAGGAAUGCCGAUAUGAAUCUGCAGUCUGCACCAAAGCCUUUGCACUAUGUUUCUGAAAAUGGCUGGAAAAUGAGACCUGCUCCUUUGGAGUUCUACAUACCGCCACACAAAAGACAGUCAUGUAGAAGCACACCAAGUAGUACAGGAAAUGGCUCUGAGCCGGCAGAUGCCCAUCUCAAUCCCAGAAAAGGAUGUCUUUCCACAGAAACUAAACAGCUAAUCAAGUCCACAUCAUCUAGCACUGAAUCUCUGAAGGAAAGCGUUGUGGAAAAAUUUCCUGAACUUGCUGACCUAUCGUCAAAAUCUAUCACAUCAGAUAUGAAAGCAGAUGUUUAUGUCUCGCACUGCAACAGCCCUUUGAGUUUCUAUGUGCAACUAGUCAGAGAGGAGGAUGAAUUAUUCUCCCUUGUGGAGAAGCUAAAUGAUCCCCAAUCCACCCCCCAAACCAAUGUCGUCAAAGACCUGAAUCCAGGUGACCUUGUUCAAGCGGAGUUCGCAGAUGAUUCCUCGUGGUAUCGAGCAGUUGUAAGAGAAGUCCACGGCAAAACGAUGGCUCUUGUGGAAUUUGUUGAUUUCGGAAACACAGCAAUGAUGCCAAUUUCCAAAAUUGGCAGACUCCAGAAGUCUAUCUUGCAGCUUCCUAUCUACAGCACACACUGUAUGCUGAGCGAGGCUGCUGGUCUUGGACAAAAGGAAGUGCUUAACCCAGAAGUGGUGUCAGCAUUCACGGAAGACAUAGGUGGUAGUGGAGACAAGGUGCUCAAGUGCCACUUCGUCAGGCAGUCAGGAUCCGUGUGGGAAGUCAGUCUUGAAGACAGUGGUGUGAAUGUCAUGUGUAAAGUCCCUCCUACUUGCUCAACUGAUGGUUCUGAAAUUGCCUCGGAGGAGCUUGUCCAAGUCAAGAAACAGCCUACCCAGAUCUGGCAGAACGUGCCAGAGAACUCAGAGAAAUCACCACUGAACUCCUCUCAAUGUUACCACCAAGAAGACUUUUUAGAGUGACAAAAGUUAGAGGUCUACAUCACGGCUAUAAAUGAUGCUCAGACCUUUUGGUGUCAGCCCUCGGACUCAGAGAACCUUGAGAAGAUUACAUCAAGUGUCUCAAAAUUGUUGGAUGCAGCUGACCACAAGCACAUUGACACAGGCUCCAUCUCCCCUGGCAGCCCAUGUAUUGCUCUCUUUUCAGACGGUUUUUGGUACCGUGCAGAGGUCAUUGACAGAGAUGGAGAUGAGCUGUCGGUUCUCUUUGUGGACUAUGGGAACAAGACCCAAGUCAACUUUACAGAUGUGAGGGAAAUGCCCCCUGCCCAAAUGGAAACUCCUCCACAGGCAUUCUUGUGCGAGCUUGAAGGCUUUGAUGCUUCACAUGGAUCCUGGGACAGCGGUGCAGUAGAUGAGUUGUCAGUCCUUACAGUAGACAAAGUGUUACAGCUGACUGUCACCAGAGUAGCAAGAGAAGCAGGAAAAAUCAAAUGCCUUGUGCAGAUGGAAUGUGAAGGUCAAGUGAUAAAUGAGGCACUGAAAACCUGGUGGAAGAGCUCCACGACGGAAAACCAACUUGGUGCUGUUGGACUGACCACUUCAUACCAAACCCCACUGCAGUGUGACUCAACUGUGAAAGAGACGGCACCACGCGACGAUCAACUAGACUAUGCCAAAGACCAAGACAUGGAUAUUGCUGAUGCCUGCAUUUGUCCUCAGAGAGACCAGAGUGAAGAGCAGAGCACUGGCAAGCUUGUUGACCCCCAUGCAGAUAUUUUGCCAUGUGAUAGUGGCAUAGAUGAAACUAGGUUACCUCAACUCCAUAACAAAGGGCCCCAAGAUAUUUUGACCUUGAGCUGUGACAAGAGUGCAGUGGAAACUGACAGAGCAGCUGAAGAGGAGGCUUUCACGGUAAUGGACAUUAAGCCAGAUGACUUCAACUCUCCAUUGGAUGAGAACCAGACAGAGGCCAUAGAUGAGUUGGAGUCUCUGCCAGGAGAGGGUCCUACCUACAGCAUGGAAAGCAGCUUUGACAUCAUGAAUUGCUCUGAUCUGACUGAGAAUAGAGAUUACAGCAAGGUUACCAUGGGAGGGGACACUUCUCUAACCAGUACGACUACAGUGAAAAUGGUUUCCCGUGAAGUACUUUGGCUCAAGGAGACCGUUGAUCAGCUUGAGACACAUGAUCACAUUUCUAAAGACUUAGAACAGAGUCAGACUGAGGUGCUGCCCUGUGGUGUGCUUCCUGCAUUUGAUGUUCCUACAGCGCAGGAGAUUGACAUUGGAGAUGGUGCCCCAAAGGAGGAGCUGCCAUGUGUCACUGCACAUGUUGAGAAUGACUUCAUGACCGCAGAAGAGACCGUGGCUCAUCACAAGGAUGGAUAUUCAGCCCUGCCAGCCGACUUGGACACAGCAGCCAUUGUGACACAGACCUGCACAGCUCCCUCCCAAGUGAAGGUUGACGGGGUUGAGGAGGCGAGCUGUUCUUUUGAGGAGGCGAGCUGUUCUGUGGAGGAGGCGAGCUGUUCUGUGGAGGAGGCGAGCUGUUCUGUGGAGGAGGCGAGCUGUUUGACGGAUGUCUCCACAGACCCAAACGAGCCAAGUGAUGACUGGCAAACCACCAGAGCAAGAGAGGAUCGUCUCAGCAGUGCAUCAGCAGAGGUCCAACAUGAAUCACAAUGUCCACGUAGGGAGCUUCCACAACGAUUAACUGAAGCUCCUUCAGAGCAGGAAAUAGGAGACUUGUCCCUGCAGGAUGAGGCCAUGCAUAACAAGAAUAACUCUGUGACUGAAGACGAGACCUCGGCUCUUCACAGAAAUCACCUUUUUGCUCUGCCAUCCGACACAAAGCCACAAGAGUACGCAGUCCGCUGUCCAGAUUUGAGUGAGCUGAAUGAAGAGGUGACCUGUCUGGUCGGAGAGAUCUGUCAGACAGUCUGCAGAGGUCCACAUCAAGAAGAUGCCAGGGAGGAGACUGAGCAGCUGGUGCACACACCCCCCAGUCCUAGAGAGGAUUGCAGCAGUAGUGUGCUUGAGGGAGAAAUGUCUUCAGAUAACAGUUUGGAGGCCCAGCUGUCGAGGAUAACUCGUCUCUCUCUGAUGAUCAAUGAUGGCUCUGCUGAUAUUCUGCUUGCUCAGCAGCAGCAGCAGCCAGAGGAGUAACCGCCUUCCGUUUACUUUUGUUAACUGCAUAUGCUUUAAGUUGCAUGUUCAGGUACAGUUCUUUUCUUUGUGUGAAGGCUCAACAGCAGCUUUUUAUUUUCUAGAUUAACCCGGCAGCUCAUCUUUAUGCUUGUUCCAGUUAAACGUGUGGUUUGAAGUGCCUUUAUACAGUAAUUGCGUUGAUAGUUCGUUGUCAGUAUCCAUGUGCUCGCCCAGUGGUACUUGAAGCACUGUUGUUACAGAUGACCUGUUAUAACGUCACAUAAUUCUUUAAAUCUUUUGUUUACAAAAUAAAAGCUGCUCUGAUGGUUGUUAAAUGCAGUGUUUUUCAAGAUGGUUUCUGUGUUUUGUGUGGAUACAUGCAUGCGUUGAAGAUAUAUUUGUGUUGGCACAAUAAAUAUCAGUACAGAUCUA
This is a messenger RNA of Anarrhichthys ocellatus (wolf-eel), 6940 nucleotides long. RefSeq names its product tudor domain containing 6a (gene tdrd6a). The record is from RefSeq and is a predicted model, not a curated record. NCBI's taxonomy places the organism in Eukaryota, Metazoa, Chordata, Actinopteri, Perciformes, Anarhichadidae. The transcript is spliced from 19 exons.